Molecule: messenger RNA, 2363 nt
Organism: Vigna angularis (adzuki bean)
Lineage: Eukaryota; Viridiplantae; Streptophyta; Magnoliopsida; Fabales; Fabaceae
Product: pentatricopeptide repeat-containing protein At1g05600
Exons: 3
Coding region: 286-1551 (421 amino acids)
Molecular function (GO): protein binding
Source: RefSeq, a predicted model, not a curated record
UCAAGUCAUAACUUGGUCUUUGGGAGCCGAAUUUUGAUCUGAUCUCAAUUUUAUCAAAAUACUAGCUUAAGGCAACGACCUUUCCAACGCCGUCGUCCGAAGCGUCUCCUCCUCCUUCCCUCCCUCCCAGCCAACCGCCGCUGCAAAACCCCCGUCGUUGUCGACGCCGACGAGGUUAUGUUUUGAUAUCCGAAAUCUGGGCAGAGUUGAUUGCCAUUCAGAUUGUAACAUAUAGACAAAUAGCGAGAAUAGUUUUAGACUCAUUUGGGUUUGUGUCCCGAUUCCAUGAGCAUAAGAUGGCCAAGACGGUUGACACCAACCUAUCUCUCUCAGAUUAUAAGAACCCAGAAAAACCCAAUAAAGGCUCUUCACAUUUUCAAUGAAGCCAAAUCCAGGUACCCCAAUUACUGCCACAAUGGUCCUGUUUAUGCCACCAUGAUCAACAUCCUUGGAACAUCAGGGAGGCUGACUGAGAUGAGGGAUGUGAUUGAGCAGAUGAGAGAGGAUUCAUGUGAAUGCAAGGAUUCUGUUUUUGUGUCUGUUAUUAAGACAUAUGCCAAUGCUGGCCAGGUAGAUGAAGCAAUGUCUCUGUACAAAACAAUUCCUCAGUUUAACUGUGUUAAUUGGACAGAAUCCUUCAACACCAUUUUGCAGAUAAUGGUGAAUGAGAACCGGCUUGAAAUGGCCCACCAUCUCUUUGUUGAGAGCUCUUGUGGUUGGGAAGUGAGGUCUCGGGUUCGAGCAUUGAACUUGCUUAUGUAUGCUCUUUGCCAGAAGAGUCGCUCUGAUUUGGCACUGCAGUUAUUCCAAGAGAUGGAUUAUCAAAGUUGCUACCCUAAUAGGGACAGCUAUGCAAUUUUGAUGAAGGGAUUGUGCCAAGACAGGAGGUUACAUGAGGCCACCCAUUUGUUGUAUUCAAUGUUUUGGAGGAUCUCACAGAAAGGUAAUGGUGAGGAUAUUGUAGUCUAUAGAACUCUUUUGGAUGCUUUAUGUGAUGCUGGAAAACUUGAAGAAGCUGUGGAAAUUCUAGGUAAAAUUUUGAGGAAAGGACUGAAGGCUCCGAAGCGAUGUUAUAACCAUCCUGAUCUUGGCCGGUUCUUGGAUGGCAAACAUAUAGAAAGUGCUAAACAUGUGAUUCAUGAAGCUUUAAUCAAAGGCUCAAUUCCUAGUUUGGCUAGUUAUAAUGCCAUGUCUGUUGAUCUGUACACCGAAGGUAAGAUAGAUGAGGCUGAUAAGGUCAUCAUGGAAAUGCAAGACAGAGGCUUUAGACCAACACAUUCUAUCUUAGAGGCAAAAGUAGCUGCAUUGUGCAAGGUUAGUAAGGUGAACGAAGCAAUCAAGGUAAUUGAGGAAGACAUGGUGAAAGUUAAUUGUCUACCAACUGCUAGAGUGUACAACAUUCUCUUGAAAAGCCUAUACAAUGUUGGAAAUUCUAUGACUGUACUCGAGAGCUUGAACAAGAUGUCGAACAAGGUAGGUAGUGCAGGUGACAGAGAUACUUACGGCAUGUUGCUGGAAAUGCUUUGUGGUGAGAAAAGUGCAGCUAAAUGAAAUAAGGUCAAGAAUGAAAUGGUGAUCAAAACUAGUCAGCACAUACAACUCAGAAUUAGCUUGGCAAUUAUGCAGAGUUGACCAGAGAGUUCACCCAAAGUUGACUUUUUGGAAUUGAUCUCCAAAUGCUAUGACAGCUGAUGGAAGCCCAAAAGGACAUUGAUUCACACUUGUGCUGAGUUGUUUUGACGUAUAGAAGUGAAAGAAGCUGCUCUAAUUAGUCAAUUCGUAGAAAUGAGCAAAUCUUGUGUAGUGAACCAAAUAAACCAUGGGUUUGAGCUUAAGUAAGAUGCUGAAUGAAGUCUACACGUCUUGUAUAGUUAAAAUUGCUAAAAUUGAUGUUGUGCAGGAGAAGCAAGCUGUUGAGAAGAGCUUAACCAAGGUUGAGAAAGUUGAAACUGCUGACAUAUUGUGGUAGAAGUUGAUUGACCAUUUGAAGUCUGCACAUGUUGUCAAGAUGCUGGAGCUGCUGAGUUAUCAACUAAUACAAAUGUGACCUACAAUAGCCAGUAGGAGUCCAAAAUACACAACUGAAGAUGUUAGAGAAUGGAGGAUCUAUGAGAGAAGAAAGGAAAAACAGAGGACUUAACUGCGAGACAGUUAAGUGGGUUUGGACUUAACUGCUAGACAGUUAAGUGGUGAUGCAACUAUAUAGUUAUAUAGUUUUAGGGUGAUUUUGUUGUGUGUAAUAUUCUUCUUUUUGGAAAACUUUGAUUUCAUUAGUUUAGUUAUAUGACUAUUUAUAUGUAGUACAUACUUGUAUAACCGUAAUAUAAUAUUUGUAUCCUAAUUUUUUCUUAAUAAUUAUCAUA